UACUCCGAACUAAGUAGACUCAUUGUAUGGUUCAACCUUUCGGAACAUAAGCUCCAAAAUUGACCGAAACGAAAAUUCAAACCCAGUCGGAUUCAUCCGCUUCCCGCCAGGACCCUACACCGGAAAAAAUAGCAAAGGACACAGGACACAGAAUGGAGCUGUGGCACAAGCUGAGAGUGCAGUUUAACGACUUCUUCCACGUGAACUACCCCUACAUAGCGCUCUAUAGCGGAAUGGGCGUGGCAGUAACCGCCUACUUGCACUACCAGUGGAGCAUGCACCAGUACGACCUCGUGUACUGGAAGCGUUUGGCGGAGGCCUUCUCGCAGGACAUCGACUGCUUUCAGCUGGCCAUACUGGUGUUGAUCUUCGCGAUCAACACCGUGUUUGUGUUCAUCAUCCUGAGUGUCUAUCUGCGCCCGGCCCUCGACAAUGGCAGCGAGAUGUCCUUGCUGGAGAUUAAGGAUCGCUAUGCCCGCUUCAUCCUGCUCCGCCUGAUAGCCCGCCUCGAUCGCAUACAGUCGAAGAUCUCAGCGAAGCGCAAGAGCCUCACCUUCCAGCACUAUGUCAGGGCACACACGAACAUGGUGAAGGCGGUGGCGGUGUUCCGCAAGGAUGCCCGCAAGCUAAUCCUGCCCAACGAGAGCGAGAUCCUGAUGCCCAUCGAGGAAAUCUACGGGGUGGCCGAGGACGAAGAACGACUUCUUCGGCGAUCGGGCUACUACAAGCUGAUCAUCGACACCACCGACGCGACGGUGAAGGCUCUUUUCAACGCCAAGUUGGAGGAGAUCCUGUUUCCAAGCAGCUAGCUGAGUCGGUACCGAUUGAAACUUUCAGUAAACUGCAGUCGACCACUAAUUGCCUUUAUCUACUCUGCAAACCGGAGCUCCGAGGACUCCUUCUUAAAGCCGUUUUAUUGUUUCAAUUGUUUGGCUUGCCAGCUUUUUAUGGCCGCAUUGUGCUCUGAGCCAACAAUAACAGGCCAGUCGGAGACUGUCAGCCGUCCCCAACCCCCAAUAACAAUAAUGGCAAAAGAAACAGCAGCAGGAACAGAAACAGAAACAGAGGCAGAAACAGAAGCAGUUGCAGAACCAGACCAGAACUAGAAACAAAACUCCAACCAGGAACAGAGAACAGAACUAAACUAAAAUGCCAGCCCAUGUCUGCACAGCUCAAAACAAUAUCUAAUGUUGUCUACUGCAAAAUA
Drosophila yakuba is the source of this 1207-nucleotide messenger RNA. RefSeq lists its product as uncharacterized. The record is from RefSeq and is a predicted model, not a curated record. NCBI's taxonomy places the organism in Eukaryota, Metazoa, Arthropoda, Insecta, Diptera, Drosophilidae. The transcript has a single exon. The coding region runs from base 153 to 809 and encodes 218 amino acids.